AUGAAGAGAGGAUAUCCUUAUUCACAUGGUAAUCUUAAUUUUGGAUACGAGUAUAAAUAUAGACCUAAGAGUGCAAAAGGAGGUACUGGUGAACGCGGUGAAAUUGGACCACAAGGACCUACAGGACCACAAGGACCAAAAGGUGAUUUGGGACAAAAAGGUGAUCCGGGACCUACAGGAUCACAAGGAUCACAAGGACCUACAGGACCACAAGGACCAAAAGGUAAUCCGGGACAAAAAGGCGAUCCGGGACCUACAGGAUCACAAGGACCAAAAGGUGAUACGGGACAAAAAGGCGAUCCGGGACUUCCAGGAUCACAAGGACCGCAAGGACCGCAAGGACUGCAAGGAAUUCCAGGUACAGCAGCACAAAAAGGUGACAAAGGUGACAAAGGCGAUCGAGGACCUCCUGGACCUCAGGGAUCCCAGGGACCGCAAGGACGUCCAGGUCUACAAGGGAACCGAGGUCUACCAGGACCAAUUGGACCUCAAGGACAAGACGGUGUAAAAGGGGAUUCAGGUUCACGCGGUGUACAGGGGGAUCCGGGUGUUAAAGGGGAUCGAGGAAUACGAGGACCGCAAGGUGAUAAAGGCGAUACAGGCGAUAAAGGUGAUACAGGAUCUCAAGGACCUAAAGGGGAAAGAGGUUAUAAAGGGGAAAGAGGCAUUCCGGGGGAUAAAGGUGAUAAAGGCGCUACAGGCAGCAUUGGGCCCCAAGGAAUACCUGGACCUAUAGGACCGCGAGGACCUACGGGACCGCAAGGACCUACGGGACCGCAAGGACCUACGGGACCGCAAGGACCUACGGGACCGCAAGGACAGCCAGGCACUGCUGUGGCAAAAGGUGAUAAAGGAGAUAAAGGCGAUAAAGGCGAUAAAGGCUAUAAAGGGGAUAAAGGAAAUGAAGGAAAUGUAGGGGUGCGGGGUCCUCCAGGACAACCUGGACCUACGGGUCCUACGGGUCCUAAAGGGGACAUAGGAAAUCUAAGCUCAGUUGAAAAACGUGAAUUCAUAAUGGUGGAUAAAGAUUUUGAAAAAGUGAGUUAUGAAGAUAGUAAAGGAACAAAUACCUAG
Molecule: messenger RNA, 1074 nt
Organism: Dendronephthya gigantea
Lineage: Eukaryota; Metazoa; Cnidaria; Anthozoa; Malacalcyonacea; Nephtheidae
Product: collagen alpha-1(XI) chain-like
Exons: 2
Coding region: 1-1074 (357 amino acids)
Source: RefSeq, a predicted model, not a curated record